UAAGAUGAUUUUUUCUGUUUUUGAAACGGAACCAACUUAUUAUGCAAGUUACACAAGUGUUUCUGUUGCUUUAAUUACUUCACUUGCGUGUGAUCUAUGUUUCAGUGUGCCUUGCAAGAUUGUUGAAUCAAUAAAUAGAAAUAUAUGAUUGAUUUGUGUUUCAAGUUUUAUGUAGUUUGCAGAAAGUGCAUAUAUGAUAAGAUAGAAGAUGAAGAUUUAGAAUGCUGUCCAAUAUGCAACAUUGAUUUGGGUUCUGUUCCGCUGGAGAAAUUAAGGCCAGACCAUAAUUUGCAAGAUGUGAGGGCCAAAAUCUUCCCUCUUAAAGGAAGAAAAGCAAAGCCACCUGAAGUUCUGCCUCCAAUUACAAUGCCAACUAGAAGAAAGGAGAGAUCACUAUCUUCAUUGGUGGUUAAUGCCCCCAAAGUAUCAACACAAACUACCAUGACCGGAAGGAGAACAAAAGCUGUUGCCAGAAAGGCUGGUUCUCUACGAGGUUCCAGUUUUUCAGUAGAGAAGCCCGUUAAAAGAGAGAGAGACUCUGUGGAGGACCACAAGGAGAGUGCAAGCUCACCUGAAACGCUAAAUAAAUUCACUCAGAAUAAAAGACAGUGUACUUCUGCUGAACCUUGCCAACAGAAGGAUAAAGGAGUAGAGAAUAGUGGCGAAUCACGGGAUGGAAAAUUGGAUCUCUGGAAACCUUUAGAUUGUUUGGCAGAGGUUGCAAAUAGGUCCAAGUCCUUCAAGUCUAAUUUACAAGGCUGUGAUUCUAAGUUAGAACUAGAACCUACCUAUGUCAUCAACCCUGAAGCUCAAACGUGCAGAAACAAGCAUAGGAAAGAAAACGGCAAAACAAAAGUUGAGGAAGAAAAGAAUAAUGCUGCUCCUGCAACAACUUCUGGAAUUGUGAACCCUAAAAAGUUACGCAGGAUCCGUCAAAAAAGUGGUUCUGGAUUCGGGGAUUCUGGCAUUUCUCUCCAAGCUGUGCUAGAUGCUGCUGGUCCAAGGCAUGAAAAAAGAAUCGGUCCUGUGUGGUUCUCAUUAGUGGCCUCUGAAGACCAGGUAGGAGAGGCACCCCUCCCUCAAAUUCCUGCAAAUUUCCUGAGGAUAAAGGAUGGAAACAUACCUGUUUCUUUUAUUAAAAAAUACCUGAUGAAGAAACUGCACCUCGCCGAUGAAGAUGAGGUUGAGAUCAAAUUUAUGGGACAACCAGUAGUACCCACAUUGCAGUUGUACAAUUUAGUCCAUCUGUGGCUGCAAAAGGCAUCAACAUCACAGAGAGUUCCAGCAUCUGUUGGUUCUUCUGCAAAGGAUUUUAUCAUGGUGUUGGCAUAUGCUCGAAAAGCCCCACAGCAAUAGUAAUGCUUUCUUUCAAUUUUUCCCCACAUGUAUAAUAUAUAUCAUUAUUAGAAUCUUGUUGGUAAUAGAAUAGGACAUUCGAAUACGGUCCAAAAUACUUUUAGCUUGGCUAAUGAGUUUAGCUUAGCCAAUAUUGCUUCUUUACAUUUUGGGCAGGUUGAGAUCAAAUUUAUGGGACAACCAGUAGUACCCACAUUGCAGUUGUACAAUUUAGUCCAUCUGUGGCUGCAAAAAGCAUCAACAUCACAGAGAGUUCCAGCAUCUGUUGGUUCUUCUGCAAAGGAUUUUAUCAUGGUGUUGGCAUAUGCUCGAAAAGCCCCACAGCAAUAGUAAUGCUUUCUUUCAAUUUUUCCCCACAUGUAUAAUAUAUAUCAUUAUUAGAAUCUUGUUGGUAAUAGAAUAGGACAUUCGAAUACGGUCCAAAAUACUUUUAGCUUGGCUAAUGAGUUUAGCUUAGCCAAUAUUGCUUCUUUACAUUUUGGGCAAUCAAUCAUACGUGAAUAUUUUUUUUUUUACAA
Molecule: messenger RNA, 1874 nt
Organism: Gossypium arboreum
Lineage: Eukaryota; Viridiplantae; Streptophyta; Magnoliopsida; Malvales; Malvaceae
Product: E3 ubiquitin protein ligase DRIP2-like
Exons: 6
Coding region: 145-1356 (403 amino acids)
Molecular function (GO): ubiquitin-protein transferase activity
Source: RefSeq, a predicted model, not a curated record